AUCAGCUUUCUAAAACUCAGGUAAAAAUGGAUUUUUUUCACAGUGUAAGAGAGCUUCGAGGUAGCCAGGGGAGAGACGAAGAAGAGGGUGUUAUACCGGUGGAACGAUUAGUAUGAUAGUGCCGCCGGCACUACAGGAUGUACCUGAAACCAUCGCGCUGGAGAGCAGCAUUAGUUCGAGUGUCGAUGGUGACUCUGACAACCAUUGUUCUUCAACUUCUAGAGAUUUGUCUACAGAGGGGACACCCAGUGACAUGAGGGAUGUUGAAGGAAGAGCUUUAAGUCCGCCAACGACAAAUAUGGAGGCGGACAUGGUUGUAUUCGAAGAAUGGGAGAAUAAGUUGCGUUUAAGUCCGCUGGCAACAAAGAUGGAGGCGAACGUGGUUGUAAUCAAAGAAUGGGAGAAUAAGGUUAUUAGCGGGAGAUUGGAUAACCUUCGUAAAGCACCAAAAACUCUCCCUACUGGUUUUAGGUUCAAGGCAGCAUUGCAUCAUGAAGUUGCAGACGGCUCGACCACGGUGAAAAGGUAUAAAAAGUUAGAGGAAAUGCUCAUUUUUGUUCAUGACACGCGAACAGAGAGGAUGAAUAACGAGCUUGCUGCCCGUCUUUCUGAAUGGCGAACACCUAACAUAGGUAGACUCAUUUUGAUGAGCGUCCACCUACGCCAUCUCGCAACUCAUCCCAAAGAGAGCGAGGCUCAAGCUCAGUGUCCAGAUCCAAAGCCGAGCAGAGAGUUCAAACUCAACCUUCAGAUUCUCAAAGGGUCAUGCUGCACUUCUGAAACUGAUGGAUCUACACUGGAGUACUCUUUGAGUGCGAGCAAGGGGCGUGUAGGCAAAACCGCGAGCUCCACCAGAGCUGCAAACAACUGGCCUCUGAGAAACAUUCAAGCUGCUAAGGAGGAGGCUAGUCGUGCUGAAGACUGGGCCAAAAGAGCUAAAUCUGAUAGGGACAAGGUUCUUUCUGAGCUAAACUCCUUGAAAGAUAAGGUUGUAGAAGCCAACCAAAAUGUCGUCCGGGCUGAGGCAUCCUUGGAGCAAGCCAAGAAGCACCAUCAGCACACUAUCUGCUUUGCUCGGGCACAAGGGGCUAAGUGGCUGGUUGGAGCAAAUAUGUUCCAGGACGCUAUGGGGGAGGAAAUGGAUGAGCAAGGAAAAAGCCUCGCCCCUCCAACUGAUGCUACCGUGAGGUUGAGGUGGGAACUAAAUAAGGAAAGAAUGCUAGCUGAACCAUCGAGCACUCCCCUUUCCUCUCAACCCGCCAUCGCUCCAACUUUCCCUUCUCCAGCUUGGUCUACUCAAGGUCGGUCAUCUCUUGCUCGACCUACUAUUGCGCCCACUGACGCAUCCAUCCCUAUCGACCUAACGGAUGAUUAGUUUAGGGUUUUUUCUUUUCUUUUGUACUUUUGUAUUGGUCAUUUGACCCAUUUACCCUUUAAAUUGUUAUCUCUUGCACUUCAAAUGUAAAUUUUGAACAAUAAUACAAAUUUGGAGAUUUUUCUUUGAAAUUUCUGUGUUUAUCGAGCUGUGCAUGUUCUUCACAUUUCUGAAUACACUUUGUUGAUAAGA
Molecule: messenger RNA, 1567 nt
Organism: Rubroshorea leprosula
Lineage: Eukaryota; Viridiplantae; Streptophyta; Magnoliopsida; Malvales; Dipterocarpaceae
Source: the annotation of a GenBank genome assembly